Molecule: messenger RNA, 2703 nt
Organism: Botrytis cinerea B05.10
Lineage: Eukaryota; Fungi; Ascomycota; Leotiomycetes; Helotiales; Sclerotiniaceae
Exons: 6
Coding region: 76-2628 (850 amino acids)
Biological process (GO): positive regulation of transcription from RNA polymerase II promoter by galactose; DNA-templated transcription
Cellular component (GO): nucleus
Molecular function (GO): DNA-binding transcription factor activity, RNA polymerase II-specific; protein binding; RNA polymerase II cis-regulatory region sequence-specific DNA binding
Source: RefSeq, a predicted model, not a curated record
GAUAAUCGUUACUUCAAAUUAUGAACUCGGUCACUCCUAUUCGAAGGUGACAUACGCAGUAAUUGGUGCGCUGCCAUGGAUCAAGAUUCGGAACAUCCAAAGAAUGGAUCUUCCUCCACUACCAAGACUCCGUCAUCUGGCGGCCGUCGACAUGCCUGUGAUCGUUGUCAGAGGCAAAAAUUGAAGUGUGAUAUCGAAAAGCCGUGUCUGUUAUGCGUUCGUUCAGGGUCUGCAUGCACAACAACAGCAAGAACAACAAAAACAACAUCUGGAGCCUCGAGAAAAUCGAAGCAGACCCGGAGAAAAGCGGCCCGCCAAGGUACCGCUGCCCCUAGUGCUUUGGGGACGCCCUCGGCCACGCCUACAGACUGGGACUCUGGCCCUUCAAAUUCACGAACUAUAAAUUUUCUGGAUCGUCUUCAAACCCCUAAUCAUGAUGAAAAGGGUCUGCAUUCAGAAACAGCUUUGUCAAACUCACUGCAUGACGAUGACACAAUAUCUCGGCGAACUACACCCUUCCCGGAGCCGCAUAAGUAUGCCGAGAUGUCUGCGAUUGGACUUACAAGUAAGCUUUUUCACAUUCACAAGCAAGCAUCGAUCAACUCUUCGGUAGAAAGCUAUAGUACAAAUGCUAUUCCGGGAGGCAACUUCGUGAAUACCCAAAACAAAGAUCGCCAGACAGUCGAGUCUGUUAGUUUAGACUCACUGUUUCCGGGCUUUACCUUUCCACCGCGGCCAAUUUGCGAUUUUCUCGUAGAAUCCUACAGAAAGUCGGUACAUUGGUUUAUGAUGCUCUUCCACGAAGCUUCUUUUGAAAGCGAGUACAAGAAGGUAAUGGAUAGUCAAGUAGCUAGUCCUCGUCAACUUGGAAUCGUGGUACUUUUUCUAACGGUAUUCACUAUGGGAGCGCGGUACACAACUGAUGACGAAGCUUUGGAAGCCUGUGGACCAAAUCUGGACCUGGGAUCACUCCAGCAGCAAAUGCUCAAAGAAGUUCAAGCCCACCUUCUUGAUGUUAUCGAUAUAGGUGGGGUUGAGUCGGUCCAGAUUUGUGUUUUGCUAAGUUCGUUUUACAUGUACAAUGGUAGACCAAACCUAGCUCUGGCUAUUUUGGGAGCAGGAGUACAAAGCUCACAGGCAAUUGGACUACACAAGGAGUCUUUGUGGGGACCUCUUACCGAAACCGCCAAGGAGGUUCGUCGCCGUGCAUGGUGGGCAUUGUAUGUUUUGGACAGAUUCUCGUCGAUUACAUACGGGCGGCCCUUAUCCAUCAACGACUCUGACUGUGAUGUGCGUAUGCCGGGUAAAAUGGAUGAUGUAUCCAAAGUUCACCCACUGUUAAACUCUCUAGAACAUGUCGACGCAAAUUCCCCAACCCAAGUUACCCUAAACUCGUACCAUCGAUUCAAAUUUGCUUUGUAUACUAUUGCAUCUCCUAUCAUUGGUGGCAUUUAUAAUUUGAAAAAGUCGAAUCCCUCGAACAUGGUACAACAGGCUAUAUUAAUCAAUACAAAUCUUGUGAGGUGGUUUGAUCAGCUGCCGCCAGAACUAAAGCUAGAUUCGAAUACAGAUCUCGAUGUUACCAAUCUUCCAGCUUCUGAGGUCAAGAUCUGCAGGUUAUUCCAACUACAAGCUCUUGCAUUACAGCUAGCGUAUGACAACAUUCAAAUAAUUCUUCAUCGACCAUUUCUUCAAUAUAAUCAUUGUUUAGCUGUGCUUCCUACAUCUGCCACGUCUGAUUUACGUCCCACAAGCUUGGAACAAUCCAGACAUUGCGCCAGACGAACUUGUAACAUUUCGCCGCGCUACGCGAAUCUUCUCCUAGCGGCUCGGGACACUCAUGCUGUUGCAUACGUCGCCAUUCAGAAUUUUACUGCAGGAGUCACGUUAGGCAUGGUGGCUCUGUCAGACCCAGGUUCGGAGCAAGCACAGGAUGCAAAAAGAGGGGUGUCGAAUUCAAUAUCCCUUCAGAGAAUGCUCGCGGUUUCAUCAAUCGUUCCAUUACAAACUGUGAAGGUUUUGGAGGAGCUUUUCCGGCUUAUAUUCAAAAGAGAAAUGGAGGUAAUGCUUGGUGGUCCUCCAUUAAAUCUGGAGCCUGGCACAGUCAGUUCUAGCUUUUCGCAGCACGAACAAGGAAUCAACGAGUCACCUCGUCAUCCUGUACAAAAUAAGACAGCACUACCCAAAUCUCCGCCCUUGCAGACUUCACAAACGGUUGUGAUGGACCCCUUACAAGCUUCCUGUGAAACUGGAGACAAACAAUCGCAAGCAACUGAAAUGAGGUCAGCGCAAGAGCUUGGUAAUGGCAUGGACUGGGGAAAUUGGUCUUUUGACUCAGGGAUUGAUAACGCUUUAGAAUCCAUUCAACAAGUUCUCUGGCAAAAUUCACAUCCGACGACAAGCUCAGAAACGUUGUCUAUGAAUACCACUGGUUCAUGUGGUAAUGCAUAUGGGCCGCAAAGGCAGGUGGCGGUUGACGAUUCUAAAAAUUCGACCACUCUUCCGCCAGAAGUUCAAUCCUUUGGCAUUAACGACACUUUAGGGCAGGGCUCCUGCGAUCUAUAUGGGCAGAGUUGGAUGUGGAAUUGGGAUCCCUCUGCUGGUGAUAAGGGACCCAACUUCGGGUAAGCAAAGGCUUGGCUACCUGUCAAACGAUUUGAAGAAAAUUUAAACUCACAGGAAGCGACCUGCAAUAAUCAAACA